Molecule: messenger RNA, 881 nt
Organism: Oryza sativa Japonica Group (Japanese rice)
Lineage: Eukaryota; Viridiplantae; Streptophyta; Magnoliopsida; Poales; Poaceae
Biological process (GO): mitochondrial respiratory chain complex IV assembly
Cellular component (GO): mitochondrion
Source: RefSeq, a predicted model, not a curated record
GGAGGAGGAGAAGCCGCCGCCCCCCCCCCCCCCCUUCCCUUUCCCCUCCCGCAAGCGAGAGAGCGAGCUCGAGCUCGAGAGAGAUGGCGAAGUCGUGCAAGGGUUUGGCCAUGGAGCUCGUCAAGUGCCUCAGCGAGACGGACUGCGUCAAGGUGCAGAAGAGGCCGUACAAGGAGUGCGCCGGGGAGAAGGUCCCCAACAUCACCAGCGAGUGCGUCGGCCUCAGGGAGACCUACUUCAACUGCAAGAGGGGCCAGGUUGACAUGCGAGCUCGGAUACGUGGCAACAAGGGAUAUUAAUGGUGUGAUCACGGACCCCCUAUCCAAAUUUUACCUUUUUAUCCAAGUUGCAAUCAGCGACGUCAAGGCAUUUGUGUUAUAUUGAUACUUUUGGUCGUAAUGUAGAUUCAUCUGUGUUUUCUUUUGAUAGGAGAGAGGUACCAAUUCAACGCACACGAGUAAUUUCCGUUGAUUGUUUGAACCUUUGUUCAUCUCGGAAUUAUUUGAUCAUGUUGUAGUUUUGCUUUUUGUCUAUUAUGGAAGAGAAGAACAAGUUCGAAGCGCACUAGAGUUGUCUUGAAUGAUUGAUAGGUGGACCUCUGUGUCUUUUAUCUGACUGUUUGGAAAGGCUGUUUCAUUAUACCAAAUAUGUUCUGGUGGUAUCCUUUUUUGUUUUUUUGUGAAAAGGCAAGCGAAUUGUCCUCUGUAUUAAUUAAAGGAGGAGUAAAAAGAGUUGCAAUACAUACAGGGUUCAGGUGGUAUCCUGUUGCAACAUAUGUUCAGAAGACAGAAAAUCGGUUCACUGUUUAGCUGAUUCACCUGAUAACUUGAGAACAGAGUGUUCACCUUGUUGAAAUAAAGAUUACACCUGGGUUGGAAGUU